This is a messenger RNA of Aspergillus puulaauensis, 1092 nucleotides long. RefSeq names its product EBP2 family rRNA-processing protein (gene EBP2). Gene Ontology annotation, biological process: rRNA processing; ribosomal large subunit biogenesis. The record is from RefSeq and is a predicted model, not a curated record. Lineage: Eukaryota; Fungi; Ascomycota; Eurotiomycetes; Eurotiales; Aspergillaceae. Gene Ontology annotation, cellular component: preribosome, large subunit precursor; nuclear periphery; nucleolus. The transcript is spliced from 3 exons. The coding region runs from base 1 to 1092 and encodes 363 amino acids.
AUGCCUAAGAGAAGCAAGCUGCUCCAGGCUCUUGAUGAGCACAAGGGGAGGGAUUAUGACGCCGAAAAACAGAAAAAGCUGCUGAAGGCUGCGAAGAAGAGAAAGGGUGUGACGGGCGAAGAGGAGGAACCGGCGAAAAAUAAGAAAGCUGAAGAGGAGGAAGAAGAAGAUGAAGAGGACGAAAGCAUAGACGACGCUGAGGAGAACUCAGAAAGCGACGGCCCAGAACAAGAUGGUGAUGAAGAGGAGGAGGAGGAGGAGGAGGAGGAGGAAGAGGAAGAAGAUAUCCCACUCUCUGACCUCUCCGAAGACGAACGCGAAGAUGUUAUCCCCCACCAACGCCUCACGAUCAACAACAGCUCCGCCCUCACAGCAUCUACAAAGCGCAUCUCAUUCAUCUCCCACCUAACGCCUUUCUCCGAACACAACUCAAUUGUUUCAAAAGAAAACAACGAGGUUCCGGAUGCCAACGACGACCUGAACCGUGAACUCGCAUUCUACAAGACCGCGCAGUCUGCCGCUCUACGUGCGAGGAAGUUACUCAAGAAAGAAGGUAUCUCGUUUACACGGCCUGGUGAUUAUUUUGCGGAGAUGGUCAAGACGGACGAACACAUGGGCAAGAUUAAAAAGAAGCUCUAUGAUGAAGCCGCUGGAAAGAAGGCCUCCGCGGACGCAAGGAAGCAGAGAGAUUUGAAGAAGUUUGGCAAGCAGGUGCAAGUCGCUAAGCUGCAACAGCGGGCCAAGGAGAAGAAGGAAUCAAUUGAAAAGGUCAAUUCCUUGAAGAAGAAGCGGAAGGCAGACACAUCCGGUGCCGACGGUGAGGGAGGCGAGCUCUUCGACGUCGCCGUCGAAGACGCAGUCCAAGAGACCCCUCGUAAGCGCGGGCGUAAUGAGACCGGCGGACCCUCGAUGAAGCGCCAAAAGAAGAACGAGAAAUUCGGCUUCGGUGGUAAAAAGCGACAUGCCAAGAGCGGUGAUGCCAUGUCUAGCGGAGAUCUUCGUGGCUAUUCGGUUAAGAAGAUGAAGGGUGGUGCAGGUGGCCCUAAGCGCCCAGGGAAGAGUAAGCGGGCUGCUACGAGGGGACGUUCUUGA